Messenger RNA from Clarias gariepinus (North African catfish), 2876 nucleotides. It is a transcript of the gene cdca4, whose product is annotated as cell division cycle associated 4. Gene Ontology annotation, cellular component: nucleus. Gene Ontology annotation, molecular function: transcription regulator activity. The record is from RefSeq and is a predicted model, not a curated record. The coding region runs from base 582 to 1460 and encodes 292 amino acids. The transcript has 3 exons. NCBI's taxonomy places the organism in Eukaryota, Metazoa, Chordata, Actinopteri, Siluriformes, Clariidae.
GUGUGUUAACCUUUAUUUUAGUAUCAUUUUUAUUGAAUUAUAAGUUAUUUACAUGUAAAAGUGAACACUAAGACAUGUGAUCUGUUGCUGGCAGCCUGAGAAUUCAUUUUACACUCAACUCCAGAAUGAUUAGUUUGAACUUUUCAGAAAAAUGGGUUAAAAUCCACCUCGUAAAACCCACUGAGGCGAAUGAUCCGAGCUGUAGGGAUGUUUCUGCACGUGGAGACGACUCGAUUCAAUUUGCUAUCAGUAUUUAGUGAACAGUGUAAAACUCAGACAGAGUGGACUUCACAUUAACUAAACCACAUUUCCUGUUCUACAAGUGAACUUUCAACCUUCAAAAUCACACAGGGGGUGUGUUCAAGGUCUCGCUAUCCGGUAUCCCCCAGAUGAAGACGGGUUCCCCUUUGAGUCCGGCGCCUUUGAAGCUUCUUCCGCAUGUCUUCUCAGGGAGUUUCCCCCUCACCACACUCACCUUGGGUUCACUCAUCAGGGGAAGAUGCUAUUGGGAUGUUGGUAUGGGAGUCGGAGUUAAAGAGCUCGGGUUUUAGUCCCACACCUGAUACCGGUAUAGGGUAGACAUGUUCUCCAAAGGCACCAAGCGCAAGUUUCCCAGCGACGACGAUGAAAUGACGGACGAGAACCUGGUGGGCGCCAAGGUGUCCUCCGCGUAUAGUCUGCAGCGCCAGUCCUUACUGGACAUGUCCCUCAUCAAGCUGCAGCUCUGCCACAUGCUGGUGGAGCCCAACCUGUGCCGCUCCGUGCUCAUCGCCAACACGGUGCGGCAGAUCCAGGAGGAAAUGACCCACGAUGGGAGCUGGGUGGUCACCGAGGCCUUCUGCGGCGGCACCCAAAGCCCGUCAGAGCGUCUGGUGGCUACUGAGGUUCUCUGCCGGUCGCGAGAGCAGGAGUCCGAGCCGAAGCUCUUCUCGGUCAUCAGCUAUGAAGGAAUCAGCCGUGAGGAGGAGGUGGUGGCGGAUGAGACGCUGUGUUCUGUCUCGGUGCACGAUUCCGCCUCUGACGUGUGUCUCUCGGAGACCUCGAGUCGUUGCUGGGACACGUCCGAGGACUCGCGGGAAAGCUCCAGGCUUGGCCCCGGAGACGAUGACGACGACGACGAAGAGGAGGAUGAAGACGAGGAGGAUGAGGACGAACAAGAAAGUUCCUCUAGACAGGACCCAAAGUCUAUGGGGCAAGUUUUCGGUACGUUCGAGAUCAAGAACGGCGCUUCGGGUCCGGACUCGGCUCUCGAGGAGCUGUUCUCGGACGUGGACACGUCGUAUUACGACCUGGACACCAUGCUCACAGGCAUUCAGAGCACGGCGCCCAAGAUGGGUCCGUACGACCUGCUGGACAGUUUGAGUCCGUCUCACACGCCCACGUCUAUAAACUCGCCGUCAAACUGCCGCUCUGAUCUUAACGAACUGGACCACAUCAUGGAGAUCAUCGUCGGUUCUUAGACCAGAGUCGGCUUGGAGACUAGUACACUUGUCUGGUUUUUGUUCUUUUCAUGUUUUUCUACCUGUUGUGGAAGUUCAGUCUGCAGUCCUUUCAGGGAAAGGAGUGUGUGCGCUUGCGCGUGUUUGUGUGUGUCUUCUAAAAGAAUGGCCUUGAUUUUAUCAGCUGACCAGUUAUCUUAUUGCCGUACCUUUUCUAUGUUUAUCCUAUUUGUCUGCCCCCUUUUUUUAAUUUUAAAUAUGUAUUUAUUUCCUUCUUGAGUCCAUUAACACUACAGGACAGGAUGGAGAGCAGAACCAGAUGUAUACGAGACUGAAAAAAAAAAAGAUAUUUUCAUAAAGAUGAAACUGUAAAAUGAUGAAUAUAUAUUUUUUACAACAGAUUCUGCUUGCUAACUGUUACAGUGCACUCGGGUUCCAACGUUAUCGCAGAUCGGUUAUUGAUGUCAUGAUAUACCGCUUCUUUUCUUUUUUUUUAUUAUUCCUUUCAGGAUUGAGAGACGGCAGUAAGAAUAGAGCGAUGCACGACUUAAUUAUUAUAAUUUUUUUUUAUUGUAGCACACUUCUUUAGGUGCAUUUUGGCACCAGGUAUUUUAUGUUAUUUUUUCCCAUCAGUAUCUGGGCAAACCGUUUUUUUUUUUUUUUUUUUAAUAUUAGAAGUCAUAGUGUUCUUAUAUUUGUUUUAGCGACAAAUGAAGAAUAAUGGGGACGUCCCAGUCUAUAUAGUGACUUUUAAUUUAUUUUUAUUUAUUUGUUGCAAACUUUACGUGUCGAGUGUUGGCUAUUGGUCAAGCUCAGGGCAGAAGAGACUUCACGGGCGUGACCCGCCCCGGACCCCUAAACCAGUACUUCAUUUCAGUUUUUUUUUUUAUCUGAAAGCCUUUGAUGUGUGUGAAGAACAGGUCCGCUAGUUUUUGAUCCUCAUCUACAGAUAAGAUCAUCUGGUCGUAGCUUUAUUCUCAUCAUAAAGUCUCUGAUCAGGUUAAUAAAUCCUGACUCGCGUUGUGUUUUACAGCCUGCUGUCUACGCGCGGUCUCGCCACGAGCUAUACGGUAACACUUCUCUCUGAUCCUAUGCAUUGAGUGUUGCGAUGCACUUCCUAUGCACAGAGUGUUCGAGCACAUUUUAAAGUACAGUAUUGACUUCAACUUUGUAUUAGAGAGAGGAUGGGGACAUUUAGCGGUUGUCUUCCUGUUACACAGACUUGGAUUCGGUCAUCAAUUCAGGGGGGGGCGGGGGGGAGGUAAUAAGAUGAUAACAGUACGUUAAUUCGAGUGGAUGUUAUUCCUCUCUGCUUUACGUGGGUUUCAUUUUUAAGUAUGAUAUCAAUCUAGAGUAGAGCUUAAAAAACAUUUUAUAUGUGCAUUGUAGCAUUUUUUAUAACAUUUUUAAUAAAAAAGCACAAAUAAUGAAAAAAAA